AAGAAGACCAUACAUGUACAGUAGGUGGCUAUGCUGGGUUGCCCUGAGCCCAGCCCGUCAAAGCCUUGCCUGCAUCGGUCUAUCUUGCUCUCACAAUGGACGGUCGCAAGUUCGAGGAUGACUUGCGCGAACUCAUCGAUUACUUCUGGCCCGUCCAACUCUCCAACGCCUCUACCGGCACGAAACACACGAGGAGACAUUACAAGCCAACCUUCAGAGCGCUCAAGAAAUGCUGGACGAUCAACGUGUACACCAGCAAAGUGUGCAAGCUGAUCUGGCUGAAGCCAGGGAGACCAUCGAAGAAGCACAAAACCGGAUCGACGAGCCCAACAAGGCGACCGAAGCGCGAUCCGAAGAAAUCGAACAGCAACGAGCUGCGAUAGCGGAGGCCGAAAGAAAUAUCACAAAUUAUGACAACCAGUUGAGGCAGUCAACCGAAGCGCAGCGUGAACUCGAAGCACCUUUAGCAGCGCGAACGACCGAAUUGGAUACGGUUGCAGAUUACGUUUCCAGCAUGGCCGAAGUCGUUUGCCACAGGAACCAGCUCCUGAUAGGAGCGGGUCAAGAUUCGCCGGCUGUGCGGACAAGAUACGACAGAAUACAAGAUCUUGGUUUGGGGGGUUUGAUUGGUAAAUAUUCCAACCAUCUUCUGCUAGGUUGUGCCCACUCUGACCCAAAUGAACGUUGUAGGAAGCCCACAAGCCUCAAUUCAAGAUGCGCCCCGGGCGUCAAGCUCCUCCUCUUCCUCCGCCCCACCCACCCAGCCGAUCCGACUGUAGCCAUACAUCAGUGUAGAGGCUACCUGGCUGCACAUCGUGCAGUCGGUGCGACAGAUCAUCCAGAGCGGCGUCUGGGUGCCGCUCUUGCCCGGCGAGAUGCACUCGACUGUAGGCGUCGGCGAGAGCCCGCUCUCCACCGUGCGCAGGAUUGCAAAGCGUACACUGUCGGAGCAGCGCCGGCUGAACGAGAUGAUCCAAGAUGUCCGCGAGACGGCGUCCGUGCUACUCACGGACCACGGCGGCAUGCCGCACGACUACGACCCACAGCACGCGUUCGACGUGGUUACAGCGUUUGGCGCACGCAUCAUGGAGCCGGUGCGCCUCGCCAAGCGGCACGCGGUCAGCGAGGAGCAGCUGCGCGACUCGAUCCAAGCGCUGCAGCGCUCUCUGUCGGAGCUGAAGGCGAUCGUGCGCCAGUACACGUCCACGCCUGUACGCCCGGCGCGCACCGGGUUCUAAACACGGGCGUGGAGGCGCGUUCCGGGGCUCUAGGCUGAACGUGGGGGCCGGCACAUGAAUGAAUCUAUACGUAUAUUCCAUCUGGGUUAUGGAUUAGGUGAUAUUUAUAAACUCUGUCGCCAUCUGUCUGUACAUGACUCGAG
Messenger RNA from Fimicolochytrium jonesii, 1381 nucleotides. RefSeq lists its product as uncharacterized. The record is from RefSeq and is a predicted model, not a curated record. The transcript has a single exon. Bases 230 to 1276 code for a protein of 348 amino acids. NCBI's taxonomy places the organism in Eukaryota, Fungi, Chytridiomycota, Chytridiomycetes, Spizellomycetales, Powellomycetaceae.